AUGCCGCUGCCCAGAAAGCCUAGCAUGCUUGACCUGGGCCUAGGUACGUGGAGCUCGAGUUCCCCGGAGGAAAACUCCACGGCUCAGGCCACCUCCAGCAAGCAGCUGCCAGAGUACAAGGCGGUGGUGGUGGGAGCCAGCGGCGUGGGCAAGAGCGCACUGACCAUCCAGCUGAACCAUCAGUGCUUCGUGGAGGACCACGACCCCACCAUCCAGGAUUCCUACUGGAAGGAGAUGGCCCUGGAUCACGAAGGCUGUAUUCUGAAUGUGCUGGACACGGCAGGGCAGAACACUCACAAGGCCCUGCGUGACCAGUGCGUGGCGAUUGGGGAUGGUGUGCUGGGUGUCUUCGCUCUGGAUGACCCCUCAUCUCUAGCCCAGCUGCAGCAGAUGCGGGCCACCUGGGGGCCCCGCCACACCCAGCCCCUAGUCCUUGUGGGCAACAAGUGUGACCUGGUGACCUCCACCGGAGAUGCUCACGCUGCUGCUGCAGCCCUCGCGAAGAGCUGGGGGGCCCCCUUCGUGGAGACCUCGGCCAAGACACGACAGGGUGUAGAGGAGGCCUUCUCCCUGCUCAUCCAGGAGAUCCGAAAGGUCCGGGAGGCCAUGGCAAAGGAAGCGGCGAAAGGGCACCGCCGUAAAUGCCGACACAAGUCUAUGUGCCACUGUGGCUGCGUCGUGGCCUGA
Molecule: messenger RNA, 687 nt
Organism: Condylura cristata (star-nosed mole)
Lineage: Eukaryota; Metazoa; Chordata; Mammalia; Eulipotyphla; Talpidae
Gene: ERAS
Product: ES cell expressed Ras
Exons: 1
Coding region: 1-687 (228 amino acids)
Biological process (GO): Ras protein signal transduction
Cellular component (GO): plasma membrane
Molecular function (GO): GTP binding; GTPase activity; GDP binding
Source: RefSeq, a predicted model, not a curated record